UGCUAUCAAAGUGCCAAGGAUGCUGAAGAUUAGAAAUUAAAUUAUGUUGAAAAGCAUUCCAAUAUUUCUUACGUUUUGCUGUGUCUCAGCACAGUUGCGUGAAACCAAUGAAGCUCUCCCACUCUCACCGGUACAAAUUAAACAAAGUUUUGACAAUGUCAUGACAGACGAGUACAUAAAUGUACUAGCUAAAGAUUUUGCAAUAAAAGCAGCCGAACAUUUUGUGAAAGAACUGGGCAAUCAAAAGACGGCAAUGUCUUCGAAGCUUUCACAAAUCUCUAGAUCUCCAAUUGCAGGGGUUUCGAUGGGCGCCUUACAGAACCAACAAACGACACUACAACAAGCUGAGCCCGAAGACCAGGCAUUGCCACUAGCUCAAGAACAGGCAUUGUCACAAGUUCAAGAACAGGCAUUAUCACAGGCUCAAGAACAGCCUACGGCUGAAGCAAUAGCACAGGCACAUAUACAGGCAAAGCUAAAUGCAAAAGUAAAAAAGGUGCUAAAAAAAACAAAAGAAAAACAAAAGGCGGCGGCAGAGAUACAAGCUGAAUUUGAGGAAAAGGGUGAAGAAGUUGAAGAACCACCAAUAAAACCAACCAAAAAUCAAAAUGGUAAUAAUGUAAUGCUGGAUUCAGAUGAAGCUUUACAUUUGCUAAAAGAGCCUGAACCAGAUGGUGAUCAUUUAGAUUCCCAAUCCGGAGAACUAAGCAAGGAAGCAGCGAGAGAAAGAAUACCUGUUGUACAGGUGAUGAAGAUCAAUGGUGCAUACUAUAGAAGGUUGCUAGGAUUAAUAUAGGAAUGAAAGCAAUUUGGAUACAGGUCAUAAAAUUAUUUAGUUGUACCGCUUCGGUAAAAUUUAUUACAUAUAGCUAAUCCUACUGAAACUAAAGAAGACAGUGACUUCAAAACUUAUAAGACUUUUUGUUCACGCCUAAAAAACUCUAAAAGUCCAAAAAUCCUUAAUACACCAGACAACGAUCACUUAUUCACUCAAACAUGUCCGUUUUCCUCAGCCUUCGUGUUAUUAUAAAUGUAUAGAAAGCCUUGUCGUAUUAAAUAUUUACGGGGACCUUAAAGGUGUUAUCCACGGUCCUACCGGGAUUACGACGCGAGCAACUAUUAUCAGGUGUGAGGAGGGUCUUGGAACGAGUACUUCUUGCCAUUAAGACGAGAAAUAAUUUUAUCUUAGUGCUUUUGAGCAUGUUAGGCCGGUUAAGGAAGUGUCGUUUUGAUAUCAAG
Messenger RNA from Helicoverpa armigera (cotton bollworm), 1239 nucleotides. RefSeq lists its product as uncharacterized. The record is from RefSeq and is a predicted model, not a curated record. The transcript has 2 exons. The coding region runs from base 44 to 796 and encodes 250 amino acids. Lineage: Eukaryota; Metazoa; Arthropoda; Insecta; Lepidoptera; Noctuidae.